CUCAUUCUCUCCCACUUCGUCGCUCAAAUUCUCCCUAAUUUCACCUGCAAAACCCUAGUUUUUCGUUGAUUCGUUUCGUCUCCGGUGUAAAAUCAAAUACUAUCUUUAGAAACGAUCAGAGAAGAUAGAAAUGGCUCCCGAAGGUCCCAAAGGAAGAAAAAAUAUUGGAUUGAGGCGUGAGGAUGCAGCACGAGACCGCAUGAAAGAGUUUGGGUUUAAGAAGCCUGUUAUCAAUGCGAGUAUCAAGCAAGUGCUAAAGGUGUAUGGUGAGGACCAAUGGUUUCUGAUUGAAGAUGCUAACUAUGAGGUCUCCUUAAUAUUUCCCUUAAAAAGCAAGAGGAACAAGCCUACCGAUUGGCGGCCGAGGAACACGAAGAAACAGCUCAGGAAGAACCAGAAGAAGAAAAGCUUUUCAAUUCGUAGAAGCACCACCAGUAGAUUAUGCACACCAUUCUGUUGGAGGUGCGCAGAGUUCUCACUGUGGAUGGCUAAGCAGUGAGGAGGAGACAGAUCCAGAUAAGGAUAGUGAUGAGAUGAUUCAGCUAACUCCAGAACCUCUCUGUGAAGAACUUGAAGAGAUUCUCAGAGAAGUAUAUGGACAGAAGAAGUUGAAGUACAACUAAAGUAGUCAUAAGCUCAUGUAACUAAAAUUGAUAUAUAUUGGAGUUAGAGUUAAAAAACUAGCAAGUAUAGUGAGAGAGUAAGCUCAUCUUCACAUGAUCUUGCAAUACGGUUGUGUCUUAACUAACGAAUAAGAGUGCACUUAAUUUUCAUUGAAUAGCACAGCACAAGUGAGACUCUCUUCUCUCGGUCGUCAUCGUUAUUCUAAUGAUUUGCCGACACAAGAGAGGCGAUCUUUCGUUAAUUUGGUUUGACAUGACGUAGCCUACCACAUGUUCGACGAAAUUCCGAAACCAGCUUUCUUU
This is a messenger RNA of Arabidopsis thaliana (thale cress), 926 nucleotides long. Its product is annotated as Nucleolar histone methyltransferase-related protein. Lineage: Eukaryota; Viridiplantae; Streptophyta; Magnoliopsida; Brassicales; Brassicaceae. The transcript is spliced from 6 exons. Bases 131 to 499 code for a protein of 122 amino acids. The record is from RefSeq and is marked reviewed.